Messenger RNA from Penicilliopsis zonata CBS 506.65, 1509 nucleotides. RefSeq lists its product as hypothetical. Gene Ontology annotation, biological process: NAD+ metabolic process; NADP+ biosynthetic process. The record is from RefSeq and is a predicted model, not a curated record. The transcript has 4 exons. Gene Ontology annotation, molecular function: NAD+ kinase activity. The coding region runs from base 1 to 1509 and encodes 502 amino acids. NCBI's taxonomy places the organism in Eukaryota, Fungi, Ascomycota, Eurotiomycetes, Eurotiales, Aspergillaceae.
AUGGAGGGAAGUAGUCUGAGUGAUGGCGGUGGCGGUCCCUCAAGCGACAGGGACAAGAACCAGCUCGAGGUAGUUUUCUAUCCCGACUGCAGCCACCGCCGAAAAUCGUCGCUCGUCACCGCGGAUAACCCCAAGCUGCGCCAGAGUCUCGAGCAGGUCGACCGGACGACGGCGUGCUUUGUGCACUCGCUCAUCGCCGGCGAAUGGAUCGCUCCGUCAACCGCGCAGAAUGAAAACCCGCAGGGCAAGGACCGCGUGCUGGAGAUGGAGCGCUUGGUCGGCGACGCCAACAUCACGACCGGCGACGAGAUGGUCUCGGUCGUCGACUUUGGCGACAAGAUCCAGAAGCCCAGCCCGACCGUCAUCCAGUCGCGCCAUUUAACCAAACGCCAGCUGUCGGAUAUGGCCUGGAACGUGCGCAAGCUGUCGAAGAAGCUGGGCAGCAUUCGUCUCCGCCUGUCGGUUGAGAACGUCUUCCUGGUCACCAAACCCCACGACGAGAGUCUCGUCAGCCUGACCCGGAAAGUCACCCAGUGGCUCCUAUCCAAGGACCGCCAUACCCCGUACAAUGUGUACGUGGAGAAGCGUUUACAGACCCAUCCAGACUUUGCCGCCGUUCAGCUCCUCGAGGAGGAGCCUACGGCCCAGGGCCGUCUGCACUACUGGGAUACCAAGCUCGCGCAGGACCAUCCGCACCUGUUCGAUUUUGUCGUCACCCUCGGCGGCGACGGCACUGUCCUCUAUACCAGCUGGCUCUUCCAACGUAUAGUCCCGCCCGUGCUGUCGUUUUCGCUGGGCUCGCUAGGCUUCCUGACCAAGUUCGAUUUCAACGGUUACCAGGAUACCCUCACCAGUGCCUUCCGCGAGGGCGUCGUGGUCAGCCUGCGACUACGCUUCGAAUGUACCGUCAUGCGUACCAAACCCCGGCCCGACGACGAGUCUCGACCAGGCGCCCCCAAACGGGACCUUGUCGAGGAGCUGAUCGGUGAGGAACAGGGCGACACCCUGACGCACACGCCGGACAAGCUCUUUCAAAUAUUAAACGAUGUCGUUCUGGACCGAGGGCCAAAUCCAACCAUGUCGCAAAUUGAACUGUUCGGCGACGACGAGCACUUCACCACCGUCCUAGCGGACGGUAUCUGCAUCGCCACGCCCACCGGUUCCACCGCGUAUAACCUGGCGGCCGGCGGAUCGCUGUCGCACCCAGAGAACCCCGUCAUCCUCGUCACAGCCAUCUGCGCACAUACCUUGUCCUUCAGACCGAUAAUCCUUCCGGAUACCAUCGUCCUGCGGAUGGGCGUGCCUUAUGACGCGCGCACAACCUCCUGGGCUAGCUUUGAUGGGCGAGAGAGGGUUGAAUUACACCCGGGCGACUACGUGACCGUCUCUGCCUCGCGCUACCCGUUUGCCAAUGUCCUGCCGUUUGGCAGUCGGGGAGAAGACUGGGUGCAGAGUAUUUCCAAGACUCUGAACUGGAACUCGCGGCAGAAGCAGAAAGCUUUUAAGUAG